Messenger RNA from Dentiscutata erythropus, 2331 nucleotides. Lineage: Eukaryota; Fungi; Glomeromycota; Glomeromycetes; Diversisporales; Gigasporaceae. The record is from the annotation of a GenBank genome assembly.
AUGGAUUCUUCUAGCCCACCAUUACCAGCUCCAACUGAUUUGACAGCUACAUGGAACUUUCUUGAAAAUGGCAUCGAACAUAUUAUGAAUAGAUUGGAAGAAGGGCUUAGUUAUAAACGAUAUAUGGAUCUUUAUACUGGUAUCUACAAUUAUUGUACGAGCAGUCGUAUGAAUCCUGGGUUUACUUCAGAACCUCUCGCAGGUCCCGGUGCAAACCUAAGUAAUAAUCGAGGUGCCAAUUUAAUGGGAAGUGAUUUAUAUCAAAACCUUCAAAGAUAUCUUGAAAGAUAUCUUCAUACUAUUCGCGAGAAUUCAACUCAACAUAUGGAUGAAAAUUUACUGCGAUACCUUAAUCGUCACUGGGUCAAAAGAGAAAUCGAUGAAGGCCGUAAAACUGUUUAUGAUGUUUAUACCGUAAGAAAUACAAUGAUUAUGAAAUUUGAUGUAUUAUCAUUUUACGAACGUAUACUUAUUGACUUUGAUAAUCUUUAUCUACGUUCUAAACAGCUCACUCUUGUUAGCUGGCGAGAUUAUAUGUUCAUGCAUGUAGAGCGUCAUGUAAUGGCAGCUGUUCUAAAACUCAUCGAACGUCAAAGGAACGGUGAGAGCGUCGAAACUGGCUUGGUGAAAAGCGUUGUUGAAUCCUUUGUUGCCCUCGGUCUUGAUGAUGCCGAUUCCACAAAAUCAACGCUUGACGUAUACAAGGAGCACUUUCAAAAACCAUUCGUAGAAGCUUCUGAAGUUUAUUAUAAAGCAGAAUCAGAGAAAUUUGUUAGUGAGAACAGCGUCACUGAAUAUAUGAAGAAGGCUGAAGCUCGUUUAAGAGAGGAAGAAAAUCGGGUUAAACUAUAUUUGCACCAAAGUACCCACAAACCACUUAUCACAACAUGUGAGACAGUGCUCGUGAAGAAUCACACUGAUAUUAUGUGGGAUGAAUUCCAGAAUCUACUAAACCUUGAUAGGAUGGAUGAUUUAAAUCGAAUGUAUUCUCUUUUGUCGCGUAUUACUGAUGGAUUAGAACCUUUACGCACGCGCUUCGAAGAACACGUUCGUAAAGCAGGGUUAAAUGCUAUUGAGAAAGUUGCAGAUCAAGUCAGCGAUAACAUGGAACCGAAAAUAUAUGUUGACGCGUUACUUGAAGUUCACAGUAAAUAUAAUGAUAUGGUCACAACAGCCUUUAGAGGCGAAGCUGGUUUCGUUGCUUCACUUGAUAAAGCAUGCCGAGAAUUUGUAAAUCGCAAUAAAGUGUGUAAAGCCUCGACAUCAAAAUCACCAGAAUUAUUGGCUCGAUUUUGUGAUUCCUUGCUUAGAAAAAGUUCAAAGAACCCCGAAGAAAAUGAUCUUGAAGAUAUGACUGUAUUUAAAUAUGUGGAGGAUAAAGACGUUUUCCAAAAGUUCUAUUCAAAGAUGUUGGCAAAACGUUUAGUAAACGGAACAUCAGCAUCAGAAGACGCAGAAUCUAGCAUGAUAUCUAAAUUAAAGGAAGCAUGUGGCUUCGAAUAUACAUCAAAACUACAACGUAUGUUUACCGAUAUGGGAUUAAGCAAAGAUCUUAAUGAUCAAUUCAAAGAGCGCAAUUCUAUGGAAGCUAAUGAACAAGUCGACUUCUCUGUUCUUGUUUUGGGUACUGCGUCUUGGCCGCUUCAACCAUCAACAACAAACUUUAACAUACCAGAAGAACUUGAAAGAACUUUCCAACGUUUCAAGAUGUUUUAUUCAAAUAAACAUUCUGGUCGCAAACUUAAUUGGUUAUUCCAUCUUUCAAAAGGUGAAUUAAAGGCUAACUAUUGUCACCUAUCGAAGACAGGGUAUACAUUCCAGGUAUCAACAUACCAAAUGGGGAUUCUUUUGCAGUACAACAAAGAUUUGUCAUACACCUUUGAGGAAUUAAAACAGAGCACAGAUUUGAAUGCAGAAGUUUUGAUAGGUGCCCUAGGGACUUUAGUUAAGGCAAAGGUACUUGAACUUUCUGACGGCACGGAAGUCGGUGAUCCUUCGUCUCGUUACGAAUUGAAUACGGAGUUUAAGAGCAAGAAAGUUCGUAUUCAACUAAAUGUUCCGGUCAAAUCUGAGCAAAAAGUAGAAGUAGAAGAAACCCACAAAACUGUGGAGGAAGACAGAAAAUUAUUGAUGCAGGCCGCUAUUGUUCGUAUUAUGAAGACCAGGAAAACUUUGAAACAUGUUGCCUUGGUGAACGAAGUGAUUGCACAAUUGUCGAAUCGUUUCAAGCCUAAAAUACCUGAUAUUAAAAAAUGCAUUGACGUCUUGCUGGAAAAAGAGUAUAUUGAACGUGUUGAGGGUCAGAAAGAUAUGUUUUCUUAUCGUGCAUGA